Physcomitrium patens is the source of this 1719-nucleotide messenger RNA. RefSeq names its product magnesium protoporphyrin IX methyltransferase, chloroplastic. The record is from RefSeq and is a predicted model, not a curated record. NCBI's taxonomy places the organism in Eukaryota, Viridiplantae, Streptophyta, Bryopsida, Funariales, Funariaceae. Gene Ontology annotation, biological process: chlorophyll biosynthetic process. Gene Ontology annotation, molecular function: magnesium protoporphyrin IX methyltransferase activity.
GUGGCCCUCGAUCGCACUCGCGGCUCUUGGAUCAGUUUGCGGUUCCGGCAUCGCAAGCGGAUUGAACAGGUGCAAGCGAAGCGGAACAGAGCAGCCCGCUGGUGCUGGCUUGGAUUUAGAAGCGGUGUUGGGGUGGGGCUGAAGCUACGCAGCACAGGUAAACACGGAGAGAGAGAGCGAGAGGAUUGUGUGCGUUGGUUAUGGCAGCCAUGGCUGCUGCUGCUGUGUGUACUGCGAGCUCAACAGCAGCGCUGACACAAUGCGGGCACCGUGAAGCUUCUGCUGCUCUUCGGUCUUCAUUUUGCCCUGCGCUGGGGUCUUUGAAUAGCAAUUUGCGAGUGGGGGUUUCGUCGAGGAGCGCCAGGGGGAGCCUCCAAGUCACGGCUGCAUUGCCCAUCGUGGAAUUGGCUGCGCAGGCUCUGGGUGGUGAUGGAUUGGCUGUGAUAGAGAGCGACGGGUUCUCUGGAUUGCAAUUCGCAGUUGCCAGUGGGGGUGCCAUUGCCGCUCUUGCGGCAGCGUUAUCGCUUGCUGACCCGGAGAAGCGUCGUCAAAAGCAGGCGGAAGAGACCGGGGGUGACGAGAAGGCUGUAGUGCGCAAUUACUUCAAUACCCAGGGAUUUGAACGUUGGAGACGUAUCUACGGGGAGACAGAUGAUGUGAACUCCGUCCAGCUUGACAUUCGCCAAGGUCAUGCGCAGACGGUUGAGAAGGUGAUGCGGUUCUUGAAGGACAGGCCUCUCGAGGGAGUCACCAUUUGCGACGCCGGCUGCGGUACUGGUAGCCUCUCAAUCCCGCUUGCUCUUGAAGGUGCGGAAGUGUACGCCAGUGACAUUUCGUCGGCUAUGGUGGAUGAAGCGGCGAAGCGAGCAGAGGCAGCCCUGAAGUCUAACGCCAAUGACAAGCCGACUCAAGUUCCAAAGUUCGAAGCUCGCGACUUAGAGUCUAUUUCUGGGAAGUACGAUACCGUUGCGUGUUUGGAUGUGUUGAUUCACUACCCGCAGGACAAAGCCGGCGGCAUGGUGCAGCACUUGGCGUCGCUCGCCGAGAAUCGCCUAAUUUUGAGCUUCGCCCCUUACACCUUGUACUACGCCGUUCUCAAGAGGAUUGGGGAAUUGUUUCCGGGGCCUUCUAAGGCUACUCGGGCUUAUUUGCACGCUGAGGAGGAUGUGGAGGCUGCCCUCAAAGAGGUUGGAUGGGUUGUCAAGAGAAAGGAGAUGACGGGCACGAAAUUCUACUUCUCUAGAUUGCUCGAGUGCGUUCCCGUUUCCAAAGCUUAGGGGAAAAAACCCUUGUGUCUCUCCCUACGUUUGUGGGUUUUUCACCUUUCAAUCAUGUGGCCCAAUGCUUCCCGUGCCUUUGUAGGCAGGGUGUCUUUUCGAAUUUUUGUUGCAAGCAGGUAGCUUUAGUAAGCCAGGUUAUGCAUAGUCGUUAGUCACAGCGCACUAUAUGGGGACUUUAUAAUUAGAUUGCUGCAAGUCUACACUUUUUGUUGGGUUUUAUGAGGCAGAGGUUUAAGGAGCAAUUGCUGUCUCAUUUUCAACUCUGGAAGAUUAGAUUAAGCUCUUCCUGCGAGCCGCUGAGCGCCAGGAAGGUUCGAUGGUCAAUGAGAUUGUCUUUGAUGUUAGCGCAAUUCAAUAUUCUUAGCAAACAAUUUGCAACCCACUGAGCCACAAAUGUUCCUUCCACUGACUCUCAAUCUCGACACGUUAUUUCCUCUCA